Molecule: messenger RNA, 954 nt
Organism: Paramecium tetraurelia
Lineage: Eukaryota; Ciliophora; Oligohymenophorea; Peniculida; Parameciidae
Exons: 3
Molecular function (GO): protein binding
Source: RefSeq, a predicted model, not a curated record
AUGAACUAAUCAAGUUGGUUUUCCCUUGAAGAAGUAGAGUUGCAACAUUAAAUUACUGUACCCAAUCCUCCAGUCAUUAAGGAAAGGAAAUUGCCAGAAAAAUUAGACAUGGAGACUCUCCUCUCUUAAUACAAAUCAAUUGAAAUAAAUCCUAAUCUGAUCAAAUACAUAGUAGUUGAGAGUGAGACCACUGAGAAUUCUAAACAGAUCAACUUUAAAUCAAAAAUUAAACUCAAAUGUGAGGAAAGAGAUUUGGAUGGAAGUUUAGCCAAUAAGGGUACUAACAACAUUCAGGCCACUAAAAUCUCCAUGGCCUCUAGUAUUCCAUAUAUCUAAGGCUUGAGAUCUGCUUUUCUUUCAAUGAAGGAGGGAGAUGUUGCCUGGUUCAAAUUAUCCAAUGAAUAGAUGUACACUGAGUAAGAAAUUGCAAGUGGAAUCUAAGUCCAGUCUUUAUAAAAAUAUUUCAAAAUUGAUAUUAUAGAAGUAACUCAACCUGAACUACCCCUAGAUUUAACUAGUUUAGACAAUCGUCUAAAGCAAUUGGAUAGCUUUAAAAUUGAAGGAAACCAAUUUUAUGAAAAGCAAUAAUAUCAAAGUGCACUAUUGAGAUACCAAAGAGGAUUAAACUUUUUAGAAAAAUGGCCGAAAAAGUUUGAAGACAACCCUGUUGCCAUUGAGGCCAAAAGGAACUCCUUAUUGGUGUUAUCAAGUAAUAAGGCGCAAUGUUUGAUUAAGUUGCAAGAUUUAAAACAAGCCAUCUCAGUACUUGAGCCCUUGAUUGGUCAAAUGAGAAACAAACCAUUUGAAGUCAAGAAUUACUAUCGGUUAAUUACUUGUUUGCAGAAGGUGGAUGAAUAGGUGAAGGCAGACUUCUACUUUAGACAGGUUUCUCAUAUGUGUUAGUUAUCACAAGAUGAAAAAAUGCUAUUCAAAUCUAUAAAAAUUAAGAAGUGA